UAUCUCACUAUUAUCAGACCAUCACAAGUCCCAGCACCAUUAAGAUCAGCAGAUUUCUCAAAUCUACCGCAGCUAGGUUGUGAAGGACCCCAUUUAGAGUGAAGAUCUCUGUGCUGGGAUUAAAUUGUUGAUCCUUGCUUGCUAGUCAUUAAUUGUGUACAUGUGUGUGCAUACAGGCAUACAGCGACGGUUUUCGAGCAUAAAAAGACGGUUUCAUAAUGCAGAUAAAUGUGUGGCCCACCAUAUCCUCUCAACUAGGGCAAUGUAAGGUGGCAAAUUAAGAGCAGUCCCAGUUAGAUAGAGCUCAAAUUCAAACCUUCCCACAAGGAUUCAAAAAGGUCUACUUCCAAUCCCUUGAUAUUUUCCUAUUACCAUCUAGAUAUUUAUCCUUUUAUAAUGAUAUUUGAUGAGGCCUAGUCACUUCUUGAACCAACUCAGGCAAACUGUAUUUCGCAGCAAUGAUGUACGAACCAAAUAAAAACGACGACGACGACGACAAUAACGAAUGGCAACAUGUUGAGCAUCCAUUUCCUGAGGGAUCCCCCUCCACGAUGCACCAAUCGAGUAGUGCAUCGAACAAUUUUGUGAUUGAUGAGAAUUACCUUCUUCAUGGUCGUCGAUCUGCCUCUGUCCCGCCACCGAACCCUGAAGAUGAUCAAUCCUCGUCGCCGCCAUCAUCACCGGCAUCGGCGUCGGCGUCGUCUAAUUGCGUGAGUGAUGAGGAUGGGAAUCCGAUUCCGUCGCCGUCGCAAUCAGAAUGGAGGCUCCGAGUGGCCAGUGAGGGCUGGAAGCUAUUGAAGGUGCGGUUCGAGGCGAUUAGAGACGGUGUCGUUCGGGUGGCUUCUAGAGUUCGUGAUUAUGCAAUAUGCAUGGGGGCGUUUUGGUCAAUUACGUACAUAACCGGAGCGGCGUUGGCAACGGCAGCGUUAUUGGUAUACGUGGGGAUUCAACGUCGACGCCGGCGCCGGCGAUGGACGCUUCAUCAGCAGAGGUUGGAUCAUAUGGCUUGUCUUCUUAGAGAGAGAGACGAGAGGAUUAGCGAGCUGUUGCUUCAGAUUGCCCAUUUGAAUGAAUUGUUGUCGUCAAGGCGCAAGGUUCCAGUGCUCCGAAUCAAUGGCUAAUUUCAUUUACUAUUAACAGUUCAGAUGCUAGAAAAUCCUCCUGCUCCAAUCAGAGAAACUGUCGCCACUUACCUUGCUUGCCUCUGCAAUCUCUACGUCGCCCUCGACUUGCUCAAAACAUUUGAUAUUAAUGCAACUAGUUACGGUAGGAGAAUGCAGCAAAAAUAGGGGCGGGGGAGAGGGGCGGAGAGAAGGAGAGG
Messenger RNA from Neltuma alba, 1321 nucleotides. RefSeq lists its product as uncharacterized. The transcript has 3 exons. Bases 459 to 1121 code for a protein of 220 amino acids. NCBI's taxonomy places the organism in Eukaryota, Viridiplantae, Streptophyta, Magnoliopsida, Fabales, Fabaceae. The record is from RefSeq and is a predicted model, not a curated record.